Molecule: messenger RNA, 1770 nt
Organism: Colletotrichum aenigma
Lineage: Eukaryota; Fungi; Ascomycota; Sordariomycetes; Glomerellales; Glomerellaceae
Product: putative hydrolase
Exons: 2
Coding region: 1-1770 (589 amino acids)
Source: RefSeq, a predicted model, not a curated record
AUGGUGUCUUCUCUUCUAUUGGCUAGCUCUCUAGUCAGCCUUACUCAGGCAGUGUCUCUGCCACUGUCUACCAGGGGCACAAACUCAACGAAAGCGUUCAGUUGGGUCGACACAAAACCAACAAAAGACCUGCAAUACUACGACUGUGGCAGCGGCUUCCAAUGCGCCCGUCUCGAAGUCCCGCUUGACUGGGCAAACCCAACCAGAAACAGUACCGCUGCCAUCGGUAUUGUCAAGCUCCCGGCCGCAGUCCCGGAUGACGACCCAUCUUUCGCCGGCAGCGUCCUUAUCAACCCCGGCGGACCAAGCGGUUCCGGCACCGCUUUCGCCUACUCCUGGGGCCCCGGCUUGCAGAAGGUCAUCGGCGAGAACUACGAAGUCAUCGGCUUCGACCCACGUGGUGUCAACACGAGUACCCCACACGCCGACUGCUUCAAGGGAGACCAGUUCGCCCGGAGGCUCGCUCAGGAGCGCACUUCUAAUCUUCCACCCAUUGAUGACACCAUUGGCUAUCAUUGGGCGAGCGCCUCUGCUCAGAGUGCUCUCUGCGAGGAAAACGGUGCUGAUAGCAUCUGGGGUCACAUGAACACCGCGUCCGUUGCUCGCGACAUGGUGGAGAUUAUCGAUCGCAUUGACGACCUGCGCUGGAAGGAAUCAGGCAAAGCCAAGCCUAAGGAUGCCGAAGCAGCUCGCCUUAACUACAUUGGCAUUUCUUACGGGACGUUCUUGGGCAACACAUUUGCUUCCAUGUUCCCCGAGCGCAUUGAGAGAAUGUGGAUUGAUGCUGUCGUUGAUGGCGACGAUUGGUCCGCUGGUACUUUCCGCAAUGACGUCAACGAUGCUGAAAAGAUUGUUGACCAAUUUUACGAGCUCUGUUAUGAAUCAGGGGACGAUUGUCCUCUCCUUGAAUCAUCUGACAAGUCCGGUGCAGACAUCAAGGCUCGUGUCGCCGAUGUCCUUGACGACAUGGACACUACGCCUGUGUCCUUUUCCCACAACGACACACCGUAUGUUCUAACAUCACCAGUCAUCCGCCAAGCAAUCUUCUCCAUGUUGUACAGUCCUUUGAACUCAUUUGGGAUUCUUGCCCUCGGUCUCAGCGCUCUUAUGAACGGCAACUACUCCAUCCUCACAGUGUUCCUUCCCUCCGACUCCAUUAAGCUGGUCUGCGAUGCCUCAGAUGACAACGAGCUUCCUGAGUACAGAUGGGGCUCGGACGUCCUGGCAGGCGUUCUAUGCACCGACAUUGUUGACGACGUGGUUGAUCGCAAUAUUUCCUUCUACGAGGAGGUUGUCGACUACCUGAAGAACCAGUCCGAAACCACCGGCAGCAGCGUCUCGGGAGCAAUUCCGAUCGCCUGUGCUGGGCGCAAGAUCCGCCCUUCCUAUCCGUUCACGGGACCUUUCACGAGCCCUGCAGCAAAUGCCAACGAUACGAACGCCCCCGCUGCACCUCUCUUGAUUACAUCCAGCCGCUACGACCCCAUUACCCCUCUCAGGAACGCCUUCCAUGUGUCAGAGGGACAUCCCGGCUCCGCUGUCGUUAUCCAGGAGACUUCUGGACACGGUGCAACCUCCAACCCGAGCGAGUGUCUUGUAAAGAUAGUAAGGGACUACUUUUCCGAGGGCAAGCUUCCAGAGAACGGUACCGUCUGCGAGUCCAUAUGCCAGCCGACAAUUCCUGCCGACACGGAAAGCUGCACCUCCAUUCUCGACUCCAGAGACGUGGAGUACAUGCUUCCUGCUUUGGGAGACUUCCAUUGGUUCUAG